CCUAAAUUUUAUUGCUUUGAUAGAUAAAAUUAUACCAAUGCUUAUGAAGUAAAAUUAUGUAUAAUUAUUCAACUAAUAAAAGAUAAAAAGUUGUUAUUUGUUGAAAUCUCAUUUCCACCCACCUUUUCCUACUCCAAGGCAAAACAAGAUUCUCGUGGCGAACGUGAGGGUGCGAGUCAAUCAUUGCCAUCAUGGCGCAGGUUGCGGAAGAAGCUUUCCCGGUAGAAGGCAUUUUGCCCAAGAAGGAGACAGGUGCAACUUGUUUUCUGGCCAAGUAUCCAGAUUACGACGGGCGAGGCGUGACCAUAGCUAUUCUUGACACAGGUGUUGAUCCAGAAGCUCCGGGACUGCAGGUGACAAGCGAUGGCCGCCCCAAAGUGAUCGACAUGGUUGAUGUUACAGGAUCAGGGGAUGUUGACACUUCAACAGUUGUUGAGGCUGUUGAUGGAGAAAUCACUGGCUUGUCAUCAAGAAAGCUGAAGAUUCCUGAUUCAUGGAAGAAUCCUUCAGGCAAAUACCACAUUGGGCUGAAGGCAGCCUUUGAUUUGUAUCCAAAGGGGCUCACUGACAGAAUUAAAAAAGAACGCCGUGAAGAAAUGUGGGAUCCACCACAUCGUGUAGCAUUAGCCGAGGCAAGUCGAAAGCUGGACCAAUUUGAAAGUGGUGAUCAUACAGCAGAUUUGGAAGAUGCACUGUUGAAAGAAGAGCUCCAAAUGAGAGUUGACCUGCUGACUACUUUAGACAAAAAGUUCAACGACUGUGGGCCAAUCUACGACUGUCUUGUCUUUCAUGACGGAGAUACGUGGAGGGCAUGUGUGGAUACCAGUGAAUGUGGAGAUCUUCAGAGCUGCAAACUGUUAUCCAGCUUUCAUGAAGAAUACCAGCGGGCUAGAUUUAGUGAAGCAGACAUGCUGAAUUAUGCAGUCAAUAUUUAUGAUGAUGGGAAUGUUCUGGAGAUUGUCACCAAUGCUGGUUCUCAUGGAACUCAUGUAGCAUGCAUUGCCGCUGGAAAUUUUCCAGAACAACCAGACCGUAAUGGUAUAGCACCGGGAGCUCAGAUUGUAAGCAUCAAGAUCGGGGACACUCGCCUCGGCUCCAUGGAGACAGGAUCUGCCCUCGUUCGUGCUAUGGUGAAAGUCAUUGAGCGUAAAUGUGAUCUCAUCAACUACAGCUAUGGAGAAGCAUCAAAUUGGUGUAACAGUGGGCGUGUAUGUGAAAUUUUGAGUGAAGUUGUCACCAAGCAUGGGGUGAUAUUUGUGUCAAGUGCUGGCAACAAUGGGCCAGCCCUGUCAACUGUGGGAACACCUGGCGGAACAACCAGUGCUAUUAUUGGUGUGGGAGCUUAUGUCACACCUGAGAUGAUGGCAGCUGAGUAUUCACUGCGAGAAAAGCUUCCAGCCAUGCAUUACACCUGGUCUUCCAGAGGGCCUGUGAGUGAUGGAGCCUUGGGUAUUUGCAUCUCUGCACCUGGUGGUGCCAUUGCCUCUGUUCCAAACUGGACUCUACGUUGUUCACAGCUGAUGAACGGAACCAGCAUGAGUAGUCCCAAUGCAUGUGGCGGAAUUGCCUUAAUUUUGUCUGCGCUGAAGGCACGGGGAGUUCAAUACACACCAUUUUGUGUGAGGAGAGGUCUAGAGAACACUGCCAAAUUUAAUGAAAAUAUGGAUCCCUUUGCUAUGGGUCGAGGUAUUCUUCAGGUGGAGAAAGCAUUUGAGCAUAUAUGCCAGUAUGCAAAUCAGCAGGAACGCAAUGUCCACUUUAGUGUUACAUGUCAAGGAAACAAUCGUGGCAUCUACCUUCGUGAGCUCUCCCAGCUGCAGAAACCAACAGAGACUACCAUUAAUGUUGAACCUAUGUUUGGGGAGAAGACACCUCAGGAAGAAAAGAUUGCCUUUUCUACUCAGCUAAUCUUGACCUGUGAUAAAAGCUGGGUCAAAUACCCUGUUCAUUUUGAACUGAUGAAUGCUAGUCGUUCAUUUUCUAUACAAGUGGAUCCCCGUGGUCUUCCAGAAGGUGCCCAUUACACGGAGAUUUGUGCAUAUGAUGUACAGUGUAUAGACAAAGGUCCUUUAUUCCGACUACCUAUAUCUGUGAUCAUUCCCACAAGAAUUAAAGAUACGGUUACAUACACCCUCAAGUUUGACAACAUGACUUUGUGUCCGGGUCAGAUAAGACGUCAUUUCAUUUCUGUACCUGAUGGUGCUUCUUAUGCAGUUGUUCACCUUAGUUCACAAGAUACAGAGAAAAGCUGCCGAAUUUUAUUGCAUGCCUUGCAGCUGUUUCCUCAGACAGAAUAUAGGUCACAUGAGUUUGAAAAGCUUGUGACCAUUGGAGACAGGGGAGACACAACUCAAGCAUUCUCAGUUAUUCCUAAUGUGACCCUUGAACUGUGCGUGGCCAAAUGGUGGGCCAAUUUAGGAGAGAGCACUCUUGAUUAUUCCAUCACCUUCAGCGGCUGUCAAUUGAUGGGUGGAUCACCAGUUAUGCAAGCGCCUCUUGGGAUCUGCCGUCUGGAUGUAUUUGGUUCGCUGAAGACAGAAGAAAUUGCUCCAAGCAUUAGUUUGCGGCAUCUUGUACAGCCCCUCAGGCCCAGUAGUCACAAGCUGAGACCGCUGUCUGACCGAGAUGAGCUGCCAUCAGGACGACGCAUUUAUGCUCUAGAUUUGGUGUACAACUUUUCCAUUUCUAAAGCUGAAGAAGUGAUUCCAGAUUGCUGCCUGCUCUCUAAUCUCCUGUAUGAGUCAGAGUACGAAAGUCAGCUGUGGAUGCUUUUUGACAGCAACAAGCAGCUUCUGGCUUCAGGAGAUGCUUACCCCCACAAGUAUGUUGCCAAGCUGGAAAAGGGAGAGUACACCAUUAUUCUUCAAGUGCGGCAUGAGAAGAGAGAAGCACUGGAACGUUUGCGGGAGAUGACAAUACUGCUGCACCACAAACUGCCUCAGCCGCUGUCUCUUGACAUCUACUCCUCCUGGCAGAACGCUGCUGCCACCAAGAAAAUUGUUUCAGCCCUGACCUUGACAAAAGGCUCCGUCACUCCACUGUUUAUUACUACUCUGCCAGAAGACAAGGUUCCUAAAGGAACUUCAGCAGGCUGGUUCCUGUCUGGCAUAAUGUCACUGGCUAAAGAAGAGCAGGUGAAGAAAGGGAGUUCUGUUCCUUUUAAGUACAUUCUAGCAGAAGCUCCACUGCGAUCAAAUUGCCCAAAAAAUGGCAAGGCCAAAAAGGAGAAGGAAGAAAAACAGAAGGAGAAAGAAAAGACUAAAGAAGAAGAAUACACGGAGGCCUUACGGGACCUGAAGAUUUCUUGGCUGUCCAAACUGCCCCUGGACCACUCAUUGUACGAUGAGCUGAAGCAACAGCACCGUGAUCACAUUCCUCUCAUUUUGGCACGUUUGCAAGCUCUAGAUUCAGACAAGGACAGAGACAAACACCUGACAAAAAUUGUUAGUUUGUCAGAAGAGGUGGUGCAGUCGACAGGCAUCAUGGACAUGCUGAUGUACUUUGGAAUGAAAGGAGACCAGAGGUCAAAUGCUGCCCUGAUAAAGACUGAGAUGGAGAAGAAGCGAGGCUGGGUGGUGGAGGCAUAUGUGAAGCUGGGCUGCGCUCUGACAGACCUGUGGACAAGCACUGACCUUGACAUUGAGUGCAUUGUGGAAGGAGCAGACACUGUCAGCAUUCAGCGGAUCGACCAAGUGCUGCUGGAAGUGCAGAAGUUUGCUGACCUGACAGACAGCAAAGUUUUGCCUUUCAGCAUAAAACAUGCUUUGGUGCAUAAGCACUAUGCAAGGGCUGCCAAGUUUUUGUCCAAACAGAUGGAGGAAAAAUCAAGCAGAGCCACAGAGCUGAAACUUGUUGAGAUUUUCACAAAAUUAGGCUGGUACCACUGUGCUCGCUUUCACCAGGACUGGCUGUCUGUGAAGUUCCCUCCAGGCUAUCGACUCUUCUAGAUACAACUUACAGACUUCUUGUGUCUCUUACUGCUGAUGUGUAUAAUGUUGUACCGACAGCUUCCGCACCCUGAAAUGUGUCCCAGACAUUGCUAUGUGCUCAGAUCCUUAAUCAGACUAAUAAUAGUCUUUUUAUUCUUUUUAUUUUUGUCUUUGUUUCUAAACAUUUUUUUCACACUUAACACACUUAGAAGUUUCUUGUAGACAAAGUCACAGCCAUUUUCACUUGAUAGAAGUCAGCUGAGAUCCGUGUUCUCCAAAAUGCAUGCUAUGUUUGAUAAUAUUUAUGUCUGCCCAUGAGAAAUUUUAAUAAAGAAGUAUUAUGUCUUUAAUUAAUGAAGUAGUCCAUCUAAUUGAUUAUCCAUCAUCACUUUCAUUUUAGUCACAAAUGUACAUACUGACCAUGGCAUUCAAUGUCUUAUGUCAUUGAAAUCAUUUGGUCUUAACUUUUGCUUUUGCCUCCCCUUCUCCUAAAUGUGGCAGCGCCAUACAUUGUCAGACAUUUCAGUUGUCUUGCCCAUGCUGUAUUACAGAAUUACAGCUGGGCCUGAACUGGGCAUUAGUCUUGUGAAAUGUAAAGGGCCAGUGAGUAAGAUUUUUACGAUUCCUCUUGGUGGAACUUGCCAGAGAACACUAGUGUCAAAUUAUGCUCAUCAAGUGAAAGCCUGGGAGUAAGUGCACUUGACCAUGGGGCACAAGGUCCGCCAAAUGUGCCCUAGACACAGUGAACCCCUUACAUUCACUGCCUCAUCAACCAGCCAUUUGUAAAUUCUUUCUUUACUAAUUAUGCUUAUAAACAAAUUGUAUUGCUAACAAUGGCAAAGGAGAUCUACUGGGCAUUGCUAGGAAUGAAUCAUGUUUACUGUUGUGGCAGGGACAGUUUCUUAUCAGCUUUUUUUGUGAUGAUAUCCGCUGUAUCUGUCUGUAUUGUUUGUCAUGUCCUUCCCUCCAGCUGGAAGGUUUUUCUGGCUGGCUGCUUUCUCAGGUGAUAGUGAUAGUUUUCAUUAAUGUCUUAUGCUCAGCUUACAUCAAGAAGUAGAGUUGAACUGCUUACAAUAUGUGAGUGGUGUUCACCAAUGGUUUCUUUGGAUACCUCAAAAAAAAAGUGUGUUCCACAGAAAGAGAAAAGGGACCAUGUAUUUAAUUUUUGUUCCUGGUUUGUGCCAGCACUAUAGUUUCUGGCUUUGUCAUUAUAAUAAUCCAGGCAUAGCCACAUAUCACAGGGUAAUUUACUGGUGGAAGCUGCAAUAGAUUUGAACCAAAAUGUACAUUACCUCCUACUUUUGAUUUAAGAUUGUAUUCAAAGGGAGUGUUUGAGAAAAAGGGAGGGGAUUCAGGUAGGUUCAUUGGAAGAUUGGAGGUCAGCAACAGAAGACCCAGAUUGAUUUCUGAUUUUUAACUGUCCUAGCCACACUAGUACUUUUUGAUAAGAAUCAUAUGCAAGGUAACAAAAUGUGUUCUGCUUAUUUGAGCACAACUCGAAAGUUUUCUUUUUUUUAAAUUGUGCUCCUGUCUUUUUUUUUUUAGGUUGUGAUUCACAUGAUGUUCACUUUGGUUUGAUGCUGAAAUAGCUUGCAGAUGGACAAAAAUGGAAAUGCUAUUCAUCAUUUGUUUAUAAAGGCAUGCAUAGAUAUGGGCCCAUGCAUGGUAGUGGAUGUGUGAGAAGAAGUGUUAAAUUAUUGAGAAAUUGCUUAUGUUGCUGAGAGUUUGAUAAGGCAGUUUGCAACUGCUGUCACAGCGUAUUUUGAGAACUGCAGGAAGUGAAUGCAUGGACUCUGACUUUCCUCUGUCUGUUUAGUGCUUUGUUGUAUACAGAUGUUUCACAUGAACGUGUGACUGGUCAUAGAGGGUAAAAUAAAUGUAGAUAUAUGAU
Pomacea canaliculata is the source of this 5820-nucleotide messenger RNA. Its product is annotated as tripeptidyl-peptidase 2-like. The record is from RefSeq and is a predicted model, not a curated record. Gene Ontology annotation, biological process: proteolysis. Gene Ontology annotation, cellular component: cytosol. Gene Ontology annotation, molecular function: tripeptidyl-peptidase activity; serine-type endopeptidase activity. NCBI's taxonomy places the organism in Eukaryota, Metazoa, Mollusca, Gastropoda, Architaenioglossa, Ampullariidae.